AUGAGAGGGAAACGGUCGAAGCAAUAUCGCAAGCUCAUGGAGCAGUUCUCCAUGACGUUUGGCUUUCGCGAACCGUACCAAAUUCUAGUGGACGCGGAAAUGGUGAAAGAUGCGAAUAAAUGUACCAUGGACCUAACGGCCCGGUUGCAGAGCACAGUCCACGGCAAAGUCAAGCCUUUGAUUACCCAAUGCGAAAUUCGAAAGCUUUACGCAGACAAGGACCAGCCUGGCGGCAAUGCGGCGAUCGAACUGGCCAAGACAUUCGAGCGAAGACGCUGUGGCCAUCACCCUGAUGAAUACCCCAAACCUCUCGAGACGAUAGAGUGCCUACGGUCUGUUGUGGAUCCAAAAGGAACGGGCGAGAACAAACACCGCUACGUGGUUGCAAGUCAGAAUCUGGAUGUCCGGAGAAUGCUGCGCGGGGUCAGAGGAGUGCCGCUGAUAUACAUCAAGCGGAGCGUCAUGAUUCUGGAGCCCAUGGCGGAUCAGAGCGUGCAAAUCCGAGAGCGAGAGGAGAAGCGAAAGUUUAGGGCGGAGCUUAAGAAAAUGACUGGCAAGAGGAAACGUGAAACGAAAGACGAAGGAGAUGAGGGCGAUCACAGCGAUAGCGAUGACGAGGACGGCGAGCGAAGCAAAGCCACGCAAGCACCCACGACCGAGAAGAAACCCAAGAAGCACAGAGGCGCCAAGGGAGCGAAUCCCUUAUCCGUGAAAAAGAAGAAGACUCAGAAACCACCAAAGAAGGAUACCAACAAGAAGCCAGAGGACAAGAAGCCAGAGGCUGUAUCAGAUGCGCCGGCAAAGCGGAAGCGAAGAAGGAAGACCAAAUCAGAAAAUGCGACAGGCCCCGGCGCUUCAGAGCCAGCUGCGACAGCUCCGAGCAACGCCAGAGAAGAGAGCUGA
This is a messenger RNA of Trichoderma citrinoviride, 903 nucleotides long. RefSeq lists its product as hypothetical. The transcript has 3 exons. Gene Ontology annotation, molecular function: small ribosomal subunit rRNA binding. The record is from RefSeq and is a predicted model, not a curated record. The coding region runs from base 1 to 903 and encodes 300 amino acids. Lineage: Eukaryota; Fungi; Ascomycota; Sordariomycetes; Hypocreales; Hypocreaceae. Gene Ontology annotation, cellular component: nucleolus; small-subunit processome.